Molecule: messenger RNA, 1080 nt
Organism: Rangifer tarandus platyrhynchus (Svalbard reindeer)
Lineage: Eukaryota; Metazoa; Chordata; Mammalia; Artiodactyla; Cervidae
Source: the annotation of a GenBank genome assembly
AUGGUGGAUAUUAUUUUUCACUAUCCUUUUCUGGGUACUAUGGGGGAUCAUUCCAAGAAGAAGCCCGGGACGGCCAUGUGCGUGGGCUGCGGGAGUCAGAUCCACGAUCAGUUUAUCCUGCGGGUGUCGCCAGACCUCGAGUGGCACGCCGCCUGCCUCAAGUGCGCCGAGUGCAGCCAGUACCUGGACGAGACGUGCACGUGCUUCGUGAGAGACGGGAAGACCUACUGCAAGCGGGACUACGUCAGGCUCUUCGGCAUCAAGUGCGCCAAGUGCCAGGUGGGCUUCAGUAGCAGCGAUCUGGUGAUGCGGGCACGGGACAGCGUCUACCACAUCGAGUGUUUCCGCUGCUCCGUAUGCAGCCGCCAGCUGCUGCCCGGAGAUGAAUUCUCGCUGCGGGAGCACGAGCUGCUCUGCCGCGCCGACCACGGCCUCCUGCUCGAGCGCGCGGCGGCCGGCAGCCCGCGCAGCCCCGGCCCGCUUCCCGGCGCCCGCGGCCUGCAUCUGCCAGACCCCGGAUCCGGCCGGCAGCCCUCGCUGCGCCCGCACGUGCACAAACAGACCGAGAAGACAACCCGCGUGCGAACCGUGCUGAACGAGAAGCAGCUGCACACUCUGCGGACGUGCUACGCCGCCAACCCGCGGCCCGACGCGCUCAUGAAGGAGCAGCUGGUGGAGAUGACCGGCCUGAGCCCGCGGGUCAUCCGCGUCUGGUUCCAGAACAAGCGGUGCAAGGACAAGAAGAAAUCCAUCCUCAUGAAGCAACUGCAGCAGCAACAGCACAACGACAAGACGAGCCUCCAGGGACUGACCGGGACGCCCCUGGUGGCGGGCAGCCCCAUCCGCCACGAGAGCGCCGUGCAGGGCAGUGCAGUCGAAGUGCAGACGUACCAGCCGCCGUGGAAAGCGCUCAGCGAGUUCGCGCUCCAGAGUGACCUGGAUCAACCCGCCUUCCAGCAGCUGGUCUCCUUCUCCGAGUCCGGCUCCCUAGGCAACUCUUCCGGCAGCGACGUGACCUCCCUGUCCUCGCAGCUCCCGGACACCCCCAACAGCAUGGUGCCGAGUCCCGUGGAGACGUGA